CGGGUAGGCGUUGCAGCAGCCAUGGAAUGCGUCAGAAACAAUAAAUCGGGCGAACUUGAACAAUUUUUGGUGACUUUGCUGUUUGCGUCGCAGGAAAUGCCAAAAGAGGCAAAAACAGGGGCCGCCGAUCGCGUCAGAUAGCCAAAGGCGAUCGUCACGUGAUUCUCCUGAAGACUGCGCCCCUUUAGGUUUGCAGCGCAUCAAACGAACCGAAGGAAUCGAAACCCUCGUAUUCCGAUAUUCCGACUCUCCUCGACGCGGCAUCACCAAUUUCUCGUCGCUUGCCAGAUCUCGCGAGAUUCUACCAUGGUGGCCAAGUACAUUGCCAGCCUGCGGGCUCUGGCGGCUCGACGGGUCGUGACUCUCGUGGCCGCUGCCUUUGUCCUGGCCAGCGUCAUUGUCAUUCUUGUCCGGCUCGGGCCGCCCGCGAAGCUCAACGACUUGAAGCUGCCAGACGUCAAGCUGCCGGACAUCGACAUGUCCAAGCUGCCAAAUAUCCCCGGAUUCUCGGGAUCGCACGAGCCGGAACACUAUGAGAAAUGCGACAGGAACAUUACCGAGCCCCUCAAGCUGUGGAAGGCAGCGCAGCAGAAAUAUGACAAAUUGAUGGAUGACAAGUUCACAAUCGCGAUGCAGACUUAUAAGCGGCCCAAGGAGCUCGACGAGACGCUUCGCGUUAUCCUGUCCGAGAAGAUUGCCUCUCUCCACGAAAUUGUCAUCAUCUGGAACAACCUCGAGGAGAAGCCCCCCGGCAACUUCAAAUCCGAGACGGGCGUGCCCGUGCGUUACAGGGUGUCGGAGCGCAACAGCCUCAACAUGAAGCUCCUGCCGGAUCCGGACUUCAAGACCCAGGCCGUGUUGCUUUCGGACGACGAUGUAUACUAUAAGCCGCAGGACCUCGAGUUUGCCUUUCAGACGUGGCGCAAGUUUGGUCAGCAUCGAUUGACGGGAGCUCUUCCGCGCUGUGCGACCCCAGACGCCGAGGGCAACUGGGGCUAUGGCUUCUGCUCCAAGGACAGCAACCAGGAUGUCUACUCCAUGAUCAUCACAAACCUGUGCUUCUCCCACAUGUCCUUCCUCGACUACUACUCGUCCAACAACACGGUCAUGCAAAAGGUCCGUGAUUAUGUCGACGACCACUUCAAUUGCGAGGACAUUGCCCUCAACUAUGUCGUGUCGUACCUCACCGGCACCGGACCCCUCCUGGUCAAGGGCCGCGACAAGUACGUCAACUACGAGCCGGCUCAGGGCAUCAGCAAGAAGCCUGGCCACCUCGAGGCCCGAAGCAAGUGCUUGAACGACCUGACAAAGAUGUUUGGCUGCAUGCCGCUGGUCAAUGAGACGGCUCACAUUGAGCGUGGCGUUAUUGUCUUGUGAUUUUAAUGCAGAAAGAAAGGCGAGGGGACCACGGCGUUUUUUAAAGACAAACCCUCAGCCUACGGAGUAUUGCUUUUUAUUUUUUAUCAGAGCAAGUUCAUUGGCGGAGAGGGUUAUUAUCUCCGACAGUGGAGUUAUCAUAUACGCGUCAGUCGUCAGACGGUUAAUUAAUGUCUUGGACGGGGGGGAUGGACGGGUAAAACGGCGUCGAUCUCUUGGCGCGGGAAGCCUUGUUAUGACUGGGAAUAGAGGGGCGCGAGUCUUGUGUGAAUAGUUAUUUGUAAAAACCCUGGAGGAUCUCUUGUUACUCUACAUGUUUGUGUUUUAGUUUUAGAAAGAAUGAAAUAAGUGUGUAGAUUUCUCAUUCUGAGCAAGCAUUUCCUCCCAAUUGAUAUGAUCUGAUCAUUAGGAG
Molecule: messenger RNA, 1789 nt
Organism: Trichoderma harzianum CBS 226.95
Lineage: Eukaryota; Fungi; Ascomycota; Sordariomycetes; Hypocreales; Hypocreaceae
Product: glycosyltransferase family 64 protein
Exons: 2
Coding region: 307-1377 (356 amino acids)
Cellular component (GO): membrane
Molecular function (GO): glycosyltransferase activity
Source: RefSeq, a predicted model, not a curated record